GAAAUUGGGCUUUAUGGUGAAUAAAUUUGUGUCAACGGUUGCUUUAUCUUAAUCCUGUCAGUGAUUCGACAGCCUUAUUGACGUUAUCUGCUUCUCUCUGAUUCUAAAUUAUCAUCACCAUCGGCGUGACAUUAUCAUUAUUGUUAUUGAAUAAUGUAAACACAAAGGGGAGCACCACUAGUGAUUUUCCAUUAAAUUAUUUGCGUUUUAGUCAUCAUAGCUGCAAUAAUACCUCGACGUAGAGGUUAACGAUUGUUAAUCAAAAUUUACAUUAUUUAAACCUUGGACCUGUUUGAAUUUUUUAUUAUAUUUUCCUCUUGAAAAUCCUUGAUAGUUCUUAGCUUCUUGAUAUAUUAGAUAACCAUAAAAUUCUUAAAAAAAAGGAAUUCAUUUCAUCAUUUGUCACAAUCAUGUCACUGUCAACAACCCACUUCACAACUAUGUGAAGCAAGUAAAGUGAAUUACAUAACAAAAUGCAAGGUAAACGUCAACUUCACGUUGUCACCACCGUUGUUUUCAAAUGAACUUUACAUUGUCAAAUCACUAUGGGUCUAAAGAAGAAGAAGGGUAAGGAGGAAAGGGAACUGAGGGUGGACCAUCCCGACACAGCGCAACCAUCCACAUCACGUGUUCAAAACGACAGACCGCCUGAAAUAGAACAAGAUUCUUUAGAAGAAUGGACCAACACCGUGAAUGAAUCAGGACAUCUGUAUGAGUCAGACCCGGAACAAAUGAGAGCUCCUUACUUGCCGCUUCCGGCACCCCAAGUAAACGCCGUUGUGAUACACACCACCCUUGGACCUUAUCCUUGCGAUUUGAUCUGUCCAACUUGUCACAAUUACAUCAAGACGAGGACGUAUCCACAUUACAGCUGGAAAGCCCAUUUCUUCGCCUGUUUGUGUUGUACAUUUGGGUGUUACUUUUGUUCGUAUCUGCCCUAUAGAAUAAUGUUGGACAAGACUCACGUGUGUCCGGUUUGUGAAUCUUUUGUCGGUGAAUAUCGAGUGUAAUAUACGGCUUUACUUGUUUACAAAUACAGAAUAAAUUAUUA
This is a messenger RNA of Aethina tumida (small hive beetle), 1051 nucleotides long. RefSeq lists its product as uncharacterized. Bases 546 to 1010 code for a protein of 154 amino acids. Lineage: Eukaryota; Metazoa; Arthropoda; Insecta; Coleoptera; Nitidulidae. The transcript has 5 exons. The record is from RefSeq and is a predicted model, not a curated record. Gene Ontology annotation, molecular function: zinc ion binding.